Molecule: messenger RNA, 4111 nt
Organism: Ostrea edulis (European flat oyster)
Lineage: Eukaryota; Metazoa; Mollusca; Bivalvia; Ostreida; Ostreidae
Product: metalloprotease TIKI1-like
Exons: 7
Coding region: 1437-2870 (477 amino acids)
Biological process (GO): negative regulation of Wnt signaling pathway
Cellular component (GO): membrane
Molecular function (GO): metalloendopeptidase activity
Source: RefSeq, a predicted model, not a curated record
CAAAUGUUGCGAGGAAUUUGAAUUUGUCGUAUGGGCAUCGCGACAUUAACGUCCAUGCGGAUGUUUUCCACACACACACCCCCCUAAAUCGAUUGUGACAGUAAAAGGAUUUUCACAACUGUUUUUAUGCUUCUUUUUUAUGUGUGUAACAUAAUAAUUAACUAUAAUAGAAAAUACGUCCAUCCAUCAUGUGGCGGGCGACUUCUGUUUUGUGAGACUUUGCUGUGCCUUUCUUUGACAGAAAGAUCACAGAACAUCUGUAAAAAGUUAACUCAUCGGGAUCACGCCUUUUCAGCGUAUUUAAUACCACGAAAAAUAACGAUUUUAAUUUUUAAUAUUAUGUGUUGUAUGCAGUUUUCCCUCAAUUUAUUAUAAGAUGUAUGCAGUUUUGCCAAAGGUGUUGAGGUAUCGUAUUUCAACUGAAUGUAUAUAUCUAUUACGGCUUCAUAAAAAGAAGAAACGCGUACAGUUUGUUGGUGUCAAUUAAUUUAAUUCUAAUGAUAAAUAAGAUAUCGUAUGAUAGAGGGGUGUCAUUUUUGGCGCCAAAUCGUUCCUCGUUCGAGCUACAAAAUAAUCUUGCAUAUCAAGCACUAUAUCAGAUUUCUGGACUUCUUUUUGUCAAUAAGAACGUCAUAUUUCUUUUUCAAGCUUUUUAUUUGAGCAAAUUCCGACGAAUAAUAAUUUAAUUGUUGAAAUUUAAUCAACUUAGAUAAUUGAUUUAGUGAUAGCGAUCUCGUCGAUGUGACUUUGAAGGAAAUAAUCAUGCAUUGAAUAUCAAAAGAACGGAAGAUUUUGUUUGAAUUCAUCGAAUUGGUACUAAUUUUUCGUGCCGACAAAAGAUGGGUUAUAGCAGGAGAUAAAAAACAGUGGAAGGCAAAAUCAAUAGCCGGAUUAGCCCAAUCUUCCUAGCCUUUUGGGGGCAUAUUUGUUUUUGACGGUAUUUCGUCAGAAAUUAAAGCAAAAUUGCAAGCACUCGGUAUAUGAUUUAUUUACCUAACAAAUAAGACGGUAAAAUAAGUACCCCCCACUCCCCGAGCGGAGGAUUUCUAUUUUUAAAGCGAUAAAAAUUUCUCUCUCCUUCCUUUCUGCGGCACAGUAAGCACAGCGCAUACUAGCGCAAAGGUAUUAGAGUAAUCGCUGAAAUAGGCAGUGCCCGUGUUAUCUGGUGAGGAGUGCGACGUAAACAAUGUGAUACUAUUUACCCAUCUCGGCGUGUACGUUAUGAUAUCGUGGCUUCAUAAAGUUGACGGCGAUUUUGAGACUUGGGAUUAAUUAAUACGAUUGUGGAGAGAAAAAAUUUGAGUAUAGAAAAGACGUCAAGAUAAAGAUAGAGGAGAUUGCCGGGGUAUUACAAUGGAGCUGGAGAUCACGCGGAUAUAGGAAAAGCAUGAAAGAGCGCAGGGCACACGUGUAUCCAUGGAUGAAUUAAGACAAAAAUGUGCAAUUUAUUUGUUAUUUACCUAUGUUUAAUUUAUACAGUUGUGGAAAGUGUCAUCACUAACACCAGAGAAUGUGACAUCGCAGACAAAAACCCUUCCAAUCUGAACUCCUUCCUAUGGACACUGAAAAGAAAUCCACCAUCUUACUUUUUUGGCACAAUUCAUGUUCCUUAUACAAGAGUAUGGGACUUCAUUCCGGAGAACACAAAAAUUGCCUUCGAGGAAGCAGAGGACAUCGUAUUUGAGUUGGAUUUGACAGAUCCGUACACCAUAUCUGCAUUAGCCAACUGUCAGCUGCUUCCCAGUGGAAAAACGUUGGAUAGUAUCCUUCCAGAAGAUAUUUAUGUCCGGCUAAAAGACCACAUCCAUUACGUCAAAUCUAUGCUACCAUCAUGGAUGACAGCAGACCAAAGAGGAAUGGGACUUUACGCUGACUACCUGUUUGACAUCAUUGCAGGAAACUGGGAAAGGAAGCGUCCAAUUUGGGUUAUGUUGAUGGUGAAUUCUCUGACAGAAAAUGACAUUAAAUCCCGGGGGAUUCCAGUGUUGGAUUUAUAUUUAGCGCAGGAAGCUGAGAAGAUGGGAAAAGUGACCGGUGCAGUGGAACGGGUGGAAGAGCAGUGUGUUCCCCUGAAUGAACUCAACUUUUCUCAGGUUUUGUUUGCGUUGAAUCAAACACUCUGGCAGCACGAGAUAUCACGGUCCAAUAAGAAUGCUGUUCACUACACUACGCAGGACCUCAUUCACCACUACAACUGUGGCGACCUUAAUUCAAUUAUAUUCAACCACGAUACAGCACAAGUGCCGAAUUUGGUCAAUAGCUCACUACCACCCCAAGAUCUUCAGACGGCGAAAAUGAUUGAUGAAUACUUCCGAGACGAGCUCAUCAACAAACGCAAUGAGAGAAUGACAGUGAGAGUCACCAACCUUUUAAAGGCUCACCCUCAGAAAAGUUUCUUCUUUGCUUUUGGGGCUGGUCACUUUCUGGGCAAUGAAACUGUGAUUGACAGAUUGAAAAAGCAGGGCUAUUCCAUAGAGCACAUCCAACACAAUGACAGCAUUCCAAGGUCUAAAGGAAAGAAGAGAAGAAAACUGAGAAGAAAGAAAAAACAGAGAAAACAUUACUAUCAAUCAGUGGAGAAUAUAUGGUUACCAAUGGAGCCUGAGAGAAGACCAUGGAUGGACCAACUUGGCAAGGAAUCCAGAAAACCGACAAGAAAUCGUGACACUCCAUUCAAUGAUUUGUGGAUACGGAUAGACAAUAAAAAUCCUGGUCUUAUGACAGAACUGGCAGAGAGAUUUAGUCAAAAUCGAAAUGACACUCAGAAGAGCCAGGUUUUUUACAAACAGGACAUCCCAUCCACUGCACACAAUGUCCACAGUCAUUUGAUAUUAACUGUUUUCAUUGUUAUGAUAUUGUUAUUUUCUUGACAGUAGAGUUUUUCCUUUACUGUUGAUAUUAUAAGUUAUUGAUUUUUUACUUGUCUUUCAAUGGGGUACAUUUGAAUGUUGUGUUCAUCCAAUGAAAGCAUUGGAAAGCAUUAUUUAUAACAUUGUAAAAUUGUACCAAGAACGAUAACUCUUGUUAAAGUUGGAGCUAUGAGAAGAUUUAUUUCCCAUAUGUUACUGUGAUAUAAAUGUAUUUCGAGAAUUUAAUGGGUUCAUUUUUCCCCAUUACUUUUUAAUCACUGAAUGUUAUUUAACAUGUGGAGACUAGCAAAAUACUCAGUACUGAUUGUGUAAAUAUCAAGAGAUCCCUAUUUUCUUAAGACAUUUAUAUAUUAAAGAUACAAGAAGCAGGAUAGGUUUCUGUAGAGCAGAUUUUUUCGAUUUAUAACAGCUUUAGUCAACUAGUCAUUGACUUAAUUAAUCCAAUUAUAAACAUGAAUAAAAAUGGUAUUGUUAUUUCAUAAUACAUGUAUUCAAAAUAUCACUGACAUCAGAAAUCCAAUUUUCCUGCUAGUCAUGAAUGUGUGUGUCAUUUUCAUUUUCAAAAUUGAAAGUUCAGAAAUUAGGAAUUAAAUAAAAAUUUGAACAUUCUCAUUGUUAUAAAAUGUAAGUCAUGACUGGUAGACCUACAUUUUAUGAAAUAGUAUUUCUAUAUUAUAAAACAAUAUUUGUACUCGCAUACUUAAUUUUUUUUAGAUACAAUUUUACCAUGUCGUGAUCAAAAUUCUGAUAGAUAUUAGACUGUAAAAACUCGGUUUAUAAAUUGAAGCAAUAUCUACCAUAUAUGUACGUAAGUUUUUAUUUGUGAGAACUUUAUUCUCCUGUGAAUUUGUGAGGUUGUCUCGACAACAAAUACAGUCAGAAUCUCGUGAAUAAUUUGUAUAUACCAUAAUUAUACAUAGCAAUGAAGAAAUGAAUAUUUGUGAAAUUUAUAUCUUGCUUAUAAAUUCAUCAAGGCUAGAUUGUGGAUAUAGAGUCUAAUGAGAUAUGUGAUUGACAGUACAAGAGAAAGAGCAUGUCGUAACUUCAUUUAAAUAGUGCUAUAUUUCAUCAAUCAAUUUUCAUGGAUAUGCUUUGUUUACUUAUACUUUUCAAUGUACCUGAUUUCUAAGACAUUAUUAGUUUAUUUCAAGUAUGGGCAAUAUCCUCACAUUGUCUACCUCAGUUUUCAGAAUAUUUUUGUUAAGCAUUUCCAAAACAAAUAAAAAUCCAUUUCCACUCUA